AUGGUAGCUGCGCUGAAUAUUCACGCUCUUUACAAUAGCGAGUUGGGUUUUUACCAAAAUUUUUUUGCUUAUGCGAACACAGCUUAUUUUCGAAUGGGGACAGUUGAUGGUUACUCUUUCACAGAGUGGGGAUUGUCUAUGAACAGAGAUGAUAUGGAAAAGGUAAGCAGUGGUUCUCAUCAUCUGGAGUCGGUGCCAUGCUCCUGUCCUCUUGCUCAUGCUCGAGGAAGAGUGAAGCCUCGUGAACUUGCCUAUAGUGCAGAAGAUCUGGAGCAAGCAAAGAAGGUAGCUGAAAAUGGCGAACAGCCAGAGGAACUUGUGCCAAUUCGUUUGGACAUGGAAUUGGAUGGUGUGAAGUUGCGGGACACGUUCUGCUACAACAAAAAUGAGAAGCUGAUUACGCCAGAUUUGAUUGCUGAAAUGAUGUGUGAGGAUUUAGAUUUACCAACCAGUACAUUUCAACCGGCUAUAGCAUCCGCUAUAUAUCAACAGGUUGGUAGCUAUCCCAGCAGCUACGGAAAGCAGGGGCAUGAGGUUCUGUAGGG
Molecule: messenger RNA, 545 nt
Organism: Cylicostephanus goldi
Lineage: Eukaryota; Metazoa; Nematoda; Chromadorea; Rhabditida; Strongylidae
Source: the annotation of a GenBank genome assembly